Messenger RNA from Nannospalax galili (Upper Galilee mountains blind mole rat), 1926 nucleotides. RefSeq names its product coiled-coil domain containing 92 (gene Ccdc92). The coding region runs from base 448 to 1392 and encodes 314 amino acids. The record is from RefSeq and is a predicted model, not a curated record. The transcript has 4 exons. NCBI's taxonomy places the organism in Eukaryota, Metazoa, Chordata, Mammalia, Rodentia, Spalacidae. Gene Ontology annotation, cellular component: centriole.
CCAGGGCAACCGCAAUGCGGCCGCACCUGAGCAAUGCGCCUGCGUGUUAUCGACGUCCCGCCGCUUUCCCUAAUCCCGGCCCUCGCCUCCUCCCUUCCUUAACUGCCAGAGCGGGGUGUUGCCCCUUUUCCUCGCAGAUUGAGGAUCGAUCCUUCGGGCGUUCCCCUCCCAGACCUGCCGCCGUGCCGGCGCCUCGUCCUCCCCUCAGACAGCCAGGGCUGCGGCGCCCGGCCGCCAACGGCUCCCGGCGUGCACCGCGGCGAGCGCUCUGAGGAGCCGGCGGGAUGCGCCGACCCCGCGGCGCCCCGUGAAUCCACGGCAUCCCUCCGCAGGGCCGCAGCGCACACCCGCCCGCCGCCCCGCCCAUGGGCCGCGGCUCACCACCCCUGGAGCAGGCCGAGCGCUGCAGCCAACUGAGGGAGCGUCGCAGGUCACCUGGAUGUCAGCAUGGCAGCCACAAACCUGGAGAACCAGCUGCAUAGUGCACAGAAGAACCUUCUGUUCCUUCAGCGUGAGCAUGCCAGCACACUCAAGGGGCUGCAUGCUGAGAUCCGGCGACUACAGCAGCACUGCACAGAUUUAACAUACGAGCUGACACUCAAAGGUUUCGAACUGACAGGAGACAGCUCUUCCAGAAAUGUGGAGCUGAAGAGACGCUGUGAAGAAUUAGAGGCCCAGCUGAAGGCCAAGGAGGAGGAAAACCUCAAACUGUUGCAAGAACUGGAGCAGAAGAACGCGGCCAUUGCCGUGCUGGAGAACACCGUCCGAGAGAGGGAGAAGAAGUACCUGGAGGAGCUGAAGGUGAAGAGUCACAAGCUGAGCAUGCUGUCAGGGGAGCUGGAGCAGCGUGCCAGCACCGUGGCCUACCUCACCUCACAGCUGCAUGCCGCCAAGAAGAAACUGCUGAGUUCUAGUGGCACCUCGGACGCCAGCCCAGCUGGCAGCCCGGGGCUGGCUAGCUAUAAGCCCACACCCCCCAAGGACAAGCUGCCAGAGACACCCCGCCGCCGCAUGAAGAAGAGCCUGUCAGCCCCACUGCACCCUGAGUUCGAGGAGGUCUAUAGGUUUGGAGCUGAGAGCCGAAAACUCCUCCUGCGAGAGCCAGUGGAUGCAAUGCCCGACCCCACCCCAUUCCUGCUGGCUCGGGAGUCCACUGAGGUCCAGCUCAAAGAGCGGCCACUUGUCAUCCCACCCAUCGCUUCAGAUCGUGGCGCCAGUGGGCAGCACAGCCCUGCCCGAGAUAAGCCACACAAGACCCAUGUUGGGGUGGCCCAUCGCAUCCACCAUGCCAGCAUGUCACAGGCUCAACCUGAGGGGGAGACCCGGGCAGUGGACCAGGUGACCACAGGGAAAGUGGUACGGAAGCACUCAGGGACAGACAGAACUGUGUGAAGCUGCGGCCAUCCCCCACAGCUGUCCAUGCACUGUGAGCGCCACAGGGAACCUCGCCCAUGCCUUCCUCAGUCCGCCAUGCCAAAUGUUUCCAGACCCAUGCAAUGCCUGGCUCGCCUCUCAUCCAAUAGUGACACCACUACAAUGGUGUCCCCACUGGCACUGUGGCUGAUACCUGCAUGCCAAUAGCUUGCUUCUAGCCCCAUGACAUGAGAUCUCGGCGCACUUGUGGACAAGGCCUCGUCCGCAUUACUAGGGCACACUCAGUCAGAUAGCCACCGCCCGAAGCCAGAGCAACUUCAGGACCUGCCUCUCCCCUGUUUGCAGGGCAGCCGACUGAGCAGCCCCCUGGCUCCUCCUAGAGACUCCCUCCCCCAACAGACAGUCACAAGCAGCUGUGUGUCAUAGGAUCUAAGCAAGAUGACCUCACUCUCCACAUCACCUCAACCCGAAUGUGUGUUCAUUUUUUUUUUUUUAUCCAAAAUGUUCAAGAUCCCAACAAAUGUUAUUUUCUAAACCCGCCCUCCUGCUCCU